GGGCUCCUUUCUUUAAAGGUCCAGAGCUUUGCACUUACUACGAUGGUGCAAGCCCAGCGGGGAUCGAUUGCUCAGACACCACCAAUCCUGGCCAUGAAGCUUUGUGCUACUGCAAGACCUCGCUGAUCCAGAUCGAGGAAGACGAGCACGUUGCUGACGAUAGCUCGAGCGAAGAAGACGACUUCCGCUUCCCCCCCCCCGAAGGAUUUCAACUUGUGCCAGUCUCUGCUGACAGCUCGCAGAUGGAUGCCGCGCCCUUCUCCAAGAUCGUCCGCUUUGAAGCCAGCUGCGCCAACCCAACGGCAUGCUAUGACAUUUACCGGUUUGGGGGAUGUGUUGCGCCCGGUGCACUUGGUGCAGCCACAGACCGGGUGUACUGGGGAGUAGUGACCCCGGACCGUGAUCGCCCAACCGUUCGUUGGAGGGAGCAGGAUCCUUCACCAGUUCCUUUAGCAGGACACAGCGUGGUGGUGGCUGACCCCACCUAUGCAAUUGUUCUUGGUGGCCAGAGCUCCUGUUCUGAAGAUGCUACCUACCUGGACUUGACAUUUUUGUGGAGGAGGGCAGACGCAGGAUGGGUUAGCUUGCCUGCCAUCCCAGAGCCUUGCGGUCUGUCCUUUCACACGGCGAACUAUUUCAACGAUGCCGGCAACGUUGGGAUGGUGGUCUUGGGUGGUCGUCGUGGAACAUCUGGGAGCGCCUGCAGCGAUCCGACGGCUCCAAG
Molecule: messenger RNA, 724 nt
Organism: Durusdinium trenchii
Lineage: Eukaryota; Dinophyceae; Suessiales; Symbiodiniaceae
Source: the annotation of a GenBank genome assembly